Messenger RNA from Etheostoma spectabile (orangethroat darter), 1562 nucleotides. Its product is annotated as sterile alpha motif domain-containing protein 3. Bases 30 to 1562 code for a protein of 510 amino acids. The transcript has 4 exons. The record is from RefSeq and is a predicted model, not a curated record. Lineage: Eukaryota; Metazoa; Chordata; Actinopteri; Perciformes; Percidae.
AGUCCUGAGAGUUUCAAAGUCGCAAGAAGAUGCUGUUGCGUGUGAUCGUUUCAGCAAAGGACAUUAGAAAGCUCCGCUUGGACUCAGUUCCAGAUUCCGUUGAUGGCCUGAAACGGGUGUUGAAAAACAAACUGCAGUUACACUCUUCAUUUGACCUUCAAUAUGAAGAUGAGGAUUUCAAAGACUUCUGUAACCUCACGUGUGUUGACGAUCUACCAAAGGACAAGGUGACAUUGCAAGUCAUUUUCUGCCCUGUCUCUUCAGACUCAAGUUUGGACACUUUUGGCUCUGCUGUACCUUUGUCUCCGGCAGCAUCUUCUUCAGCUCAAACAUCAUCUCCGACGACAUCUUCUUCAUUGAGCAGCCAAACAGAGUGCUUUGCAGGUCAGCGUUCACAGCAAUGGCCAGCUCAUUUUCACAUUCCCACCUUCUCAUAUGAUGUUGAGCUGAGGCUCAGGCAGGGCAAUGAUGCUUUUAGAGAAAGUGGAGCACUUCUAUCCAUUUCAAGGGACAUGAAGUCUGAGAUUCUGCUCAAACUUGUUGAAAAAAUAUAUUCAUUCAUGACCUACCCUACACUUGAACAUUUUGGAUGUGUAGCCAAGGCACUCGUUGAAAAACACCCUUGCCUUACAGAACCUGGCUCCACAUGUGGAUGGUAUGGAUGGAAACACAGCAUAAAGUUCAAGAUGGGCAAUUACAGACAGAAAUUGAAAAAUUUGGGCUGCCGAGAACUGGAGGUUAAUUCUGAGAAAAGAGGUGCUGGGGACACACGAGGGAAGAGAAACAAAGUGAAGAAACCUCGACGGUCUGAAACAAAUUUUCUUCCAGAUCUCCCCCAGGGAAAAGACAGCCGAAGUCUUGAAGAAGAUAGAGAAAAGAUGGUCCAGGAGAUGAGAAAAACCACCCCAAACCUGGCCUACAUCGAUGAUGCAAUGAAUGCCACAUACGCACUGAGAAGACAGGAGAUUGUUGAAGAGGAGCCACCUGUGGCCGAAAUGAGAGUCAGAUGGCCAGCCCUUUUUACUGAAAGACAGAUCAUCAAGGAAUUCACCAGACUCAUGUCAAUGGACAUCAAUAAGUUCUAUGAGGGUCUGGACAGCCAUCUGCAUAAACUUCUUCAGUUAUUCCGGUUGAAGCGCUUCGAGGAAGUUCAAGAAAUGACAUCCUUAAUGGAGAGUCUCGACAAGGAUGCAUCAAACCAAAGGAAGAGAGCAGCAGCUUUGCAGGGGCUGCCAUGGUACGUGAAGGAAAAUCCUUCUACAUUGAUGAAGAGAUGUGAGGUAAGCAGCAAAAUGUUGUUCAACAAAAACAAGUUCACAAUGGGCAUGCCAACAGAUCCUGGAGAGGAAGUCAUCAAGGGAAUGAUGAUUGGAAUCCUUUUGGUCGUUGAAGAUGUGAAGGAGCCCCUUCCAGUUUCCUACAACGAUGUUGCCAUCGUCAUUGAGGAAAAGAUUGUCAUGCGUCAUCUUGGUGAUGUACCCAACGCUUUUGUGAACCUGAUGGGCCUGCUGUACAUGCUGAACCUUGACUAUCCAAAAGACACAAAUAUACUUUUGAGGUGA